AUGAGGAGUUCCCUGCUAGACCAAACCAAUAACUCUUCCCUUGGCUACACCUACAUCCCCCCCCCCAUGUUCACAGAUGCAGACACAGAGGCAGACACAGAGGAAAGAGACACAGGAGGAUGCAUCACUGCGCCCCCAAGGAGGAAACUUCGCUCAACAUCAGGCUUCCUUCCAGGAAAUCCCGAAAAACCUCACAUACUGCCACGUAUAUGCAUCAUCUGCAACAAAAAGAAGAGGUGGAGUUCGAACAAGAGGACAAGAAAAACUGUGAUUGACAAACUUUCCCAAUGCCAGACGCUCACUGCAGGAAAACUUCUUGAAGCAGCAAGGCUUGACAACCUGACAGUGAUUUGCCAUAACUGCACACAAAUUGGCAGACUGUCCCAACUUGUAGAUCAUGACUGUUCACCGAACAGUACCCCAGACCACAAAGUAACCAUAGUGGAAGCACCCAAGUCUUCCCUACUUCCCCAAGAUGAUAAAGCUGCUCAGAUUACAAAUGCAGCAAGGAUCCUUAAAGAGCUGGCUUCUAAUCACAAAGUUGGCACACAAAUACCAUCUGAAGUCGAAGAAGCUACCGAUAAAUGGAUGUGCCACAAACUAAAACAAGAUAAAUCUCUGGUCACAAUCAAAACAGGUGGACGGCCAACCUAUAUCCAACGAGUUGUGAUGUCCCAACGCAGUGAUGACAAAUCCUCAAAGUGUCUGGCAUCUUCUGGAAUGACGACGGAGAAAUCUAUGGCAAUGAUGCGUGACUGCAGCCUUGCGUGGAAUCAGCUACGGAAACUCAGAAGGUACAUGAGUGGAGCAAACAUUCCUUCAGAGCGGGCCAUGCGCAAGACUCAGAAAAUGCUACUCAAGGAUAAUCUAGCUGGCGAAACGAUCAAGCUCUUUUUCAACACAAAUGCAGCCGAUGGGAUCAAUGGCAUGAAGCUCAAGGAAACACCAUUUGUGUAUGUCAAGGACAUCGGAGCAAUGAUUCUGGACUACCUGGACCGCCACGACCAGCAAGGUACCCUGACAUGGCACAAUGGGGUCAUCCCAGCCAACGAAAUAUGGAUUAAGGUCGGCGGAGACAAGGGAGGAAACUCAUUUAAAAUGGAUUUCCAAAUUGUGAAUGUAGCCCAUCCCAACUCCAUAAAAAACACUGUUGUGUUUUCCUGUUUUGAAGCCACCGACUCGAUGGCCAACAUACGGAGAGCACUUCCCCCAAUAUUUGAGCAGCUUUCAGUGCUGUCCACACUGAAGUGGCGUGGAAGGUCCCUACGUGUGUUCCUCUUUGGGGAUUACGAACUACUGAACAAGGUGUAUGGAAUCUGUGGGUGUAAUGCUCGUUACUGCUGCGUUUACUGUUUGGCAAGCAAGAAGACAAUGCAAUUGCCAAUCGCAGAGCGAGGCCCAUGCUUGCCUCGUAACCUCCAAAACAUCAGAGAGCAUCACCAGCUAUUCCUGGAGGAUGGAGCACGACCAUCACGGGCCAAAGAUGUUUCAUACAGCAUUGUGAAUCCCUCCUUAAUACCCAUUGAGACUGACCAUGUCAUAAUCCCUACCUUGCAUAUUUCUCUGGGCGUGUACAAAAAGCUGUUCGAUCUGCUUGAGAGGGCCUGCCAUGAUCUCGAUGUCAAGUUGUUCCAGCUACGGGUCACGUCUCAAGAUCAUGAAGAAGGAACCAACUUUGAUGACCAGAUAGCUGCAGAAAUACAAAGGCAGAACAAGAUUCAGCAAGAUCUUACUGAAAAGCGGUCCGCUCUGGAACAAGCCGAGGAAGAACUCCCCCUCUAUGCCCUGAGGAACAACUGUGACAAGAUGGAUGAAGCUUUCCGUGAUACAGCUACAUCUGUUUUUAAACUGCGAGCAGACAUCAGAGACUUGGAACAAGACGCUCUGUCAGCGAAGCUUACCUACGCAACUGGUCCCAUUGCUAGUGCCCUUGACAGAGUCCUCCAUGACCACAAAGUUCAGCGACAAGCGUACCAUGGGAAAGCUUUCGUGGGUAACCAUGUCAACAAAUGCUGUGAGCCAAAGCUAAUUGACGCCCUCACUAAAGUCCCCCCGGAAGAGCUUGAAAGACAGCUGACAGACGAUAUGUCCCUUGCUGCUCAAGAACGACUCAGACGGCAGGCGUUUCAACACCGUGCAAAUUUUAGAGAAGUUUUUCUGAAAUUUGCAGAUGUCCAUAAGGGCAUUAACCAUGCCCUUGCUUUGACUGACGAAGAUGUCCUCCGCAUAGAUGUAAGUAUUCGGGAACUCUUGAGGACCUACCGCCAGCUUUUCCCGGAGGAAAGAAUCACUCCCAAGCUCCACCUGCUUGAAGACCAUGCUGUGGAUCAGCUACAACGCUUUCGUGUGGGUCUUGGCUUGCUCAAUGAACAAGGCGGAGAGCUCAUCCAUGCAGAAUUCAACAGAAUCGGCCGAGUGGUUCAAGGGAUGCGGGAUGACUUGGACAGGCUCAUGGCAGUCAUGCGACGACAUCAUGUCUCGACCUGUCCUGAAGUAUUGUGA
Messenger RNA from Patiria miniata (bat star), 2502 nucleotides. RefSeq lists its product as uncharacterized. Bases 1 to 2502 code for a protein of 833 amino acids. The transcript has 11 exons. Lineage: Eukaryota; Metazoa; Echinodermata; Asteroidea; Valvatida; Asterinidae. The record is from RefSeq and is a predicted model, not a curated record.